CUGAAAGAGAAGGGAAAUUUUGAGAGAGUCUCUCUCCUGGGAUUUUCUCCCCAGUUCUUUCCCGUCGCUGAAAAUCUGCGUAGGUAUGCUUCAUCGAUUCGGUUUUUGCGAUGUAUAUGUGUUACGCGGACUACAGGUGUGCCGGUUCUGGAUUUGAGACUGAAACCUUGGUUUUCGGUCAAGAACUCUAGGUUUGAGGAGAGUUAUCCCGAUUUUACUGUUCAUGUGCGUCUGUUAGUGUUGAUUCUUAGCGUUUUUGGGAACGAAUUUUCUGUCUGAAACCUGUUUGGGAAUCGAUUUACCUGAACGAAGCUCCUUCAUCUCUUCGAAGGGUAUUGUUUUGGGUCGGUUUGUUUGGAGAUUUUCUGUUCGCACCAUUUGGAAUCAUAGCUGGGACGAAAUUUUCUGCGAUGAAGGCCUUUUUCUCGCGACGAACCCCUGUUUAGUUUCUGGAUUUGGUUUGUUGGGGCUCGUUUCCUGUUUUGUGCAGAAUCCCUUGGAGUUCUGUCUCUGUAACGAUGGUGAGAAACAAAAACAGUGUGGCUGGGAGUAUUACCAGGUCCUCCCCCAGGUUUGCUGUACUUGAUAGUGCUGAUGAAUUUCCGGAUUUGACUUCUGUAAACACACCUGGGGUACCCAGACCUGCGGCUACUCACUCUAUUGGCACUACGGUUGGAGCCGAUAAAUCUGCUGCAGUUCUGGUUGCAGCUAACGCAGGGACUGCAGGGAAUUCUGCUGCUAUUCCGUCUGGGUUACCUGCUGUAAAAAGUGCUGGGGCUUUAAAGAUUACUCUUGCGCAAUCUGUGCUUACUGCCCCUGCGCAAUCUGUGCUUACUCCUGCGCAAUCUGUGCUUACUCCUGCGCAAUCAAUACUUGAUACUUUGAAACCUGCGCCUGAAGACAAGUUUUAGAAAUCGGUAAGAGCUUUCCAACGAGAUAUUAAACGCUUUCAACGGCACAAAAUAGAGCAAGAUGUGAUGGCCUCAAAUUCUACACGAGUUCGGAGUGAAAUCAGAAACAUUUGUGAAUAUAUGGUUAAUCUGUAACUUUUAAUUAAUGCAUUGUAAAUGAUGUUGGAACAAUAGCUUUAGAGAUCCGAUCUAUCUUUCCAACGAGAUAUAAUACGCCCAAAACGAAUAAA
Messenger RNA from Cuscuta europaea, 1141 nucleotides. The record is from the annotation of a GenBank genome assembly. Lineage: Eukaryota; Viridiplantae; Streptophyta; Magnoliopsida; Solanales; Convolvulaceae.